Messenger RNA from Aspergillus ochraceoroseus IBT 24754, 1644 nucleotides. Its product is annotated as H3 histone acetyltransferase RTT109. The coding region runs from base 1 to 1644 and encodes 547 amino acids. The transcript has a single exon. Gene Ontology annotation, molecular function: histone H3K56 acetyltransferase activity. Gene Ontology annotation, cellular component: nucleus. NCBI's taxonomy places the organism in Eukaryota, Fungi, Ascomycota, Eurotiomycetes, Eurotiales, Aspergillaceae. Gene Ontology annotation, biological process: DNA damage response. The record is from RefSeq and is a predicted model, not a curated record.
AUGUCCAAGGUCGAUGUUGAUCUGAGAGAUCUCUUAGCCAAGGUGUUGCCCACCGAUGUGAAGGUCACCAUUCGCCAUCUCUCAUCAACUCCUACGGCGAGCGUCGCUCUAUUUGCCCCCUCGCCCGGAGAAGAACCCGAGCCCACCUUCUGCGAAAACCACUUUCUUUCGACCUCCAUCACCCCGGCUGACAAGGAUGAUGCCGAGAUUAUCGUGUUCGGCGUUGAAGUGCUUGUUUACACUACAACACACUUGACCACGAUCUUCGUCUCCAAGGCCGACUCGACGGGCCACCUGCAUCUACUGAAGGCUGCACCCAAGGGCUCGCUUCUCAGGCGAAUUUCUAGUACAUUUCUUUCCUUUCUGGUGGAUACUCACCAGAGGCCCGCGGUUCGGCUGGUUGUCUCUCUAUUCGCCCGGUCUCAGAGCCAGUACUUAUUUCCCGGGAGUAUCGAGAACCCCGAAAAACAUGUCCUUGACGAUCGUGGGCUGAUCAAGUGGUGGUGUCGCUCUAUCGACCCUAUCUUACGGGAGUAUGAGCCUGAGUCCGAUUCUCAUGAAAAGGGUCUUGAAGAAUCAGCACAGAGCUCGGCCACAGCGUAUCUCAUUGUCCCUGGGUGCGACAAAUUCGAAACUCGGGGUUUCUUUCCCAACACAGCCAAAACAGACCAUAAGGAUCGUCCACGAUGGCUGAAUAGCUAUCCUCUCCACCAGUUGUGUAGUAAUCCUAGUGCGCCGCCGCGCUGUCUGGUUCCUCGUCUACCUGAUGACCCCAAGACGCGCUUCCUUCUUGAUUUGGAUGAUGAGCUGCCUGGGUCGUCGAUGGAUAGCGCCGGCGAGAACGCUGGUCAGUGGAGGAGUGUGAAAUCCCUGGAUCAGUUCUGGGAAAUGAUGUCCUUCCGACAAGAAUGUUCCGCGGGGCGACUCGUCGGUUUCCUUUGGCUUGUGGUCAAUCCUCCAGGUAUUGUAAAUUCGAAUCCGAUGCAGACGUCUCGAUCCGUCUCCACGGAGGUCAAGGAGCCUCGGAAAACGGAUGCGACUACAUCCAACGAGCCAACUCAAGUAUCUGCUUCUCCGUCCAUAGAAUUACCUGCCACCUCGGAUGAGUUACCCAAGCAGCAGCAACCCUCAGAGAUUCCGAAGGACCCCAAGGUCGACCCCAGUUCACAGCCAAAGGAUCCGACCAGAGUCCAGCCCACAACCGCCGGGACUGCCUUUUACUGGCCACAAGCAGGAAGAGGACAUGCAGUGCUGAGCGAGGAGGAUUACAAAGUUGCAAUUAAUUUUCUUCUCCGGCAAGACUUCUUCAACGAGGAGGUCUCUUUUGCAAGCACCAAGGCGUUCAACGAAAAAGUUGCGUCACUUGCCGACCAACUCUGGGUAGGCCAACAGGUGACCGGAAAAAGCACGGAUGGAGAGUUUACAGGUUCGAUGCAAGCGCCCAAUACGGUUGUUCCUACGCUGUUGGUUCGGAAACGAAAGAAGAACGAGGGAGAAAGCGAACAAACAACACUGACGACCACGACCACUGACAAGGACCCGAUAACCCCAACAGAGUCGACAAAGUCCGCAGCAGAGUCAUCACAGGCUUCCGGAGUCAAUGUUCUGCAAGCGAAUCUGAUCCGAAAGAAGAAGAAAACUUGA